UCAGUAGAUAACAGUUCCUUCAUAUUCUUGUUUUUAUUAUUGAUGAUGAAGACGUUGAUGGAGUUUUAUGAGUUGGUGAAUGGGUUGAAGCCGGUGGUGGUGAUGGUGGUGGUUCAAGUGGCGUACGGUGGUGUUAAUGUGCUCUAUAAAUUAGCAAUCAGCAAUGGAAUGAGCGCCAGGAUCAUUGCUGCCUACAGAUAUAUUUUUGCUACUGUUUUCAUGAUUCCUCUUGCUCUCUACUUUGAGAAAAAGAGUAUAACUAAACUUACAUGGACAGUACUUUUUCAAGCGUUUCUUUGUGGGUUAUUUGGGGGAUCAUUAUCUCAAAAUCUGUACUUGGAAAGUUUAGUCUUGAUAUCUCCCACAUUUGCUACUGCCAUUUUUAAUCUUGUACCAGCAAUUACCUUCAUCUUAGCCAUCUCUUUUGGGCUUGAGAUAGUGGGAUUAAAAACUCCAGCAGGAAAAGCAAAAGUGUUAGGGACAGUAAUGGGAAUUAGUGGAGCUAUGCUACUGACCUUCUACAAAGGACCAGAAAUUAACGUUUGGAAAACAAAUAUUAAUCUUCUGAAACAUCAUCAAUCUCAUCAAACCCACUUGGCUUCAUCUUCAUCAUCUCAUAUCUUAGGUUGUUUAUUAGCUUCGGGCAAUUCCAUCGGCUAUGCUUUGUGGUUAAUCGUUCAGGCUAAGAUGAGUGCAACAUAUCCAUAUCCAUAUUCAAGCACAGCUUUAAUGUCAUUAAUGGGAUCAAUUCAAGCCACUGUUUAUGCUAUUUGCAUUGAGAAAGAUUGGAGUGCAUGGAAGCUAGGCUGGAAUAUAAGGUUGCUCACGACAAUAUAUGCGGGAAUGUUUAUAGCUGGCCUGAUGACCACUCUUGUAAUAUGGUGUGUGCGCAAGAAAGGUCCACUGUUUGUCUCCAUCUUUAGCCCUCUAAUGCUUGUGUGUACUGCCUUGGCUGGAUCUAUACUACUUAAUGAAAAUCUACACGUGGGAAGUAUGGGAGGAGCAGCAUUGAUAGUGUGUGGUUUAUAUGCUGUACUAUGGGGCAAAAACAAAGAGAUGAAGAAAGUGAGUCAACUUGUUCCAUUAAGAACCUUCCAAGAAACUGAAAAGAUUGAGGUGGUUGUUUCUUCUCUCAAAAAUGAUAAUGACAACAAUCACUCCAACGUUGAACAUUGCAAUAAAGACAUGACGACGGCUGACGAUUUUUUACAAAAACAAGAUAAAUAAUAAGAUUUACAAAGAAGCAAUUAACAAAAAAAAAUUCGCAGACCGUGGUCUCGCCAUUGUUCCAAUUUCCAAUUGCCACCAAGCUUGGGCAAAUUGGAAAUUAUUUAUGCAUCUGCUUUUUUUAUUUU
This is a messenger RNA of Manihot esculenta (cassava), 1355 nucleotides long. Its product is annotated as WAT1-related protein At1g25270. Gene Ontology annotation, molecular function: transmembrane transporter activity. The record is from RefSeq and is a predicted model, not a curated record. The transcript has 7 exons. Lineage: Eukaryota; Viridiplantae; Streptophyta; Magnoliopsida; Malpighiales; Euphorbiaceae. Bases 43 to 1227 code for a protein of 394 amino acids. Gene Ontology annotation, cellular component: plasma membrane.